UUCACUGCAUCUUCGAUCGCUCUUGCUCUUCUGUUGAUUCCUGGUUGACGGAGGUGGUCCAUUGACUCAAGAUGUGUGACAGUCAGUUGGAAAAAUGUAUGGAGACCAUCAUCAAUAUUUACCACCAGUACUCGAUCCGUGUGGAUCAUUAUGAUAUGCUCAGCAAGGGAGAGCUGAUUCAGUUGAUUAACAAGGAGCUGUGCAAAACCUUGAAGAACGUGAAGGACCCCAAGAAGGUUGAGAGCUUAAUGCAAGAGUACGACAAGGACAAGAACGGGCAGCUCGAUUUUGGAGAAUUCAUGCGCUUCCUGAGCUGGGUGUUUUGUCUUGCUCAUGAAAACAUCCACCAGAGGGAGGGUCAGGCUCCAGGACAAGGCCACGGCCACAGCCACGGCCCGGGCCAGGGCCACGGCCACAGCCACUAAAUAUAAUCAGUGAGCUCAAUAUUCCAUUUCCUUGGCUAUUGUUGCCACUGGGAGAUUGAACCAAUAAAGACUGAACCAAUACUC
Messenger RNA from Heteronotia binoei (common prickly gecko), 509 nucleotides. Its product is annotated as protein S100-A12-like. The record is from RefSeq and is a predicted model, not a curated record. Gene Ontology annotation, biological process: endothelial cell migration. The transcript has 3 exons. Bases 72 to 425 code for a protein of 117 amino acids. NCBI's taxonomy places the organism in Eukaryota, Metazoa, Chordata, Lepidosauria, Squamata, Gekkonidae. Gene Ontology annotation, cellular component: cytoplasm; extracellular exosome. Gene Ontology annotation, molecular function: transition metal ion binding; calcium ion binding.